AUUGGUCUUUUACUUGUUUUCAAUGUCAUUUUAGCUUUUGUUGGUUACGGAACUGAUAUAUUUUAUGACAAGGUGAUUGCCAAUGUGUGCUAAGGUUUAUGCUUUUUGUUGUUUUGGUGGUUUUCAGAGGGGUCCUGCUUUUAUAGAGGAACUACUUUCGGUGAUCCCAAAUGCGCAGUACUAUAAAAGAGACACUUAUGACUUGAAAAAGAUUAUAGAGUAUGCAAAUAAAAAGGAAUUCACUUCUUUAAUUGUUGUUCAUACCAAUCACCGGGAACCAGAUGCUCUCCUAAUUAUUGGCUUACCUAAUGGACCUACUGCCCAUUUUAAGCUCUCAAAGCUUGUUUUACGGAAGGAUAUCAAGAAUCAUGGAAAUCCAACCAGUCAUGAGCUUGAGCUUGUAUUAAACAACUUUACAACACGCCUUGGUCAUCGUAUUGGGAGAUUAAUACAGUCACUUUUCCCUCAAGAACCAAAUUUUAGUGGUCGGAGAGUUGUAACUUUCCACAACCAACGAGAUUUUAUAUUCUUCCGGCAUCAUCGGUACAUUUUUGAAACCAAAGAGACUAAACAGGCUGAAGUAAAGGGCAAAAAGACCAAGGAUUCCAAAGCUGAAGCUAUUACUGAAGCAAAACCAUUUGCGCGCCUACAGGAAUGUGGUCCUCGUUUUACCCUUAAAUUGAUCAGUCUGCAGCACGGGACAUUUGAUCCUAGAGGCGGGGAGUUUGAGUAG
Molecule: messenger RNA, 733 nt
Organism: Rosa chinensis
Lineage: Eukaryota; Viridiplantae; Streptophyta; Magnoliopsida; Rosales; Rosaceae
Product: ribosome production factor 1-like
Exons: 7
Coding region: 83-733 (216 amino acids)
Biological process (GO): maturation of 5.8S rRNA; maturation of LSU-rRNA
Cellular component (GO): nucleolus; preribosome, large subunit precursor
Molecular function (GO): rRNA primary transcript binding
Source: RefSeq, a predicted model, not a curated record